This is a messenger RNA of Larimichthys crocea (large yellow croaker), 5376 nucleotides long. RefSeq names its product RecQ helicase-like 4 (gene recql4). The record is from RefSeq and is a predicted model, not a curated record. Gene Ontology annotation, molecular function: ATP binding; zinc ion binding; 3'-5' DNA helicase activity. Gene Ontology annotation, biological process: telomere maintenance; double-strand break repair via homologous recombination; DNA replication. Lineage: Eukaryota; Metazoa; Chordata; Actinopteri; Sciaenidae. The transcript is spliced from 28 exons. Bases 486 to 5273 code for a protein of 1595 amino acids. Gene Ontology annotation, cellular component: nucleus; cytoplasm; chromosome.
UGAGCCUGACGGAAGUCGUGCAAACCUUAAUGACUAAACUGUGUGUUUACUAAACUAAACACAUGCUUUAUAAAUUCGGACUGUUCAUAACUUUUACACCGACUGUUGUUUUUGUCUGUGUCGUCUUGAUGUUCUCAGUGUUCGUAAAGUUUUAAGUCCGUGUAAACACAGAAAGUUCUGUUUUAUGAGACUGGGGGACACCGGAAGUGACCUGACAAAACAAGCUGUCACUUUUCCGGCGCGGGAAAAUCGUAAACACAAGCAGCGGAAGAAAGCUCGUUAAUAUACCUUUCUUCUGCUCUGUUUGUGACCUCAAGCGGCUGUAACUUCAAUUCGAGCAAGAAGCAAGAAGACGUAUUUCACACUUUGUAUUAAACAGAAGGUUUACGCUGAAAAGCGCUGGCGAGCUGUCGUAGUGUUGUAGACGACAUGUAGCUUCCUGAAGCUUCCAGGUGAGGAGUGUGGAGUCUGUGGUUCGCGUGAUCAUGGACCGGUACAACGAGGUGAAACUUCUCCUGAAGAACUGGGAGCAGGACUUUGUCAAACAGCACCAGAAGAAACCCAACAAGGAGGACAUCGAUGAAGCCCCAGAGGAAACCAGGAAGCUGUACAAAGAAUACAGAAGUUUGAAACAAGCCAAAGAAAACAGUAGCAGUGGGCAGUCCAGAUCUACAGCUGAGGGCAGCACAGCCCAGAAGGAGCCGGACUGUUGGGGUGCCCACCUGAACCGCAGUGCACAGAAUGCAUCUUCUCCCAAACUGACAGCCGAGGACAGAGACAGCCUUAAAGCCUCGGCCCAAUACUAUGGCCUCAAGCUUAAAAACAACCUGACUACACUCAGUAAGGAGAGACCUGUCUCACUGAAGAAAUCUGUCCUUCCUGGCCGAGUGCCUCUAAACUCCUUGAAAGAUGGACAAACUAGGCAGACAAACAGCCCCAUUGCUGCCACUGCCAAGACUGCUUCCCCCGGCCCUGAAUUCAGCCCUUUCUCACCAAGAAGAGUUAAGACUUGUCUGGGGUCCCUGGAUUCACCGACACUCCAUCCAGCUGAGCCCGAAGAACAGUUUAAACCAUUUGAACCUAUCGGAGAGUCUUGUGAAGAACCUGGAACUUCUUCCAGUAGUUGCAGUAGUAGUAAUACUGAUAGUAAUAGUUGUACUAGUAAAAUGAUUAGAUCACAGAAUCUAAACACCUCUUGUGUACCUCCCUCUCCAGCCAGAUCUUCUGCCCUGUUGGCGUCAUUAUCUUCUCCAGGUAGAGGAGGAACUUCAAGAGGAGACUUAGGAACCACAGGAAAGUUAAAUGGAAGUAUAGGAGCUGCAGUAGACAAAAAAGAAGAUGCUGAAACUUUAGGAACUCCACAAAAGGGUGUUGGUUCUGCAGGUGUUGGACCUUUGAUGGGCUUGAGAGGAAGCCCACAGUGUCUUGGAGGUUUCAGAGGAGGUAGAGGUACUGGAGGAAAGCCCUCUCCUGCUAGCAGACUGGGUUUUGUUGACAGGAAGUGGCUGGAGAGGUGUCAGGUGUUUGGGGAGUUGGGGGCUGAGGUGAAGCCUGGAGCAGGCAACCAGGAGAUAGAUGUGGAGAAAAGAGCAGAAAGAGAAAGGGGCAGAGAAACAGAUGGGAAAAUGCACAGAGAUGGCAAAGAGGAAAUGGAUGCAGAGGAAGCAAGAAGCGAGACGAUAGACUCGCGAAGAGAUGUUGCGUCUAAGAGCAUCAGUAGUGAUAAAAUAGUCAGCGAUAGUCUACAACACACUGGAAAAAGCAGAAGAGGAGAGGAAGAAAUGAAAAAGAAGGGAGGUGAGGAGAUGGAAACAAGACUGACGUCACCCCCAGUGCCAGAAGAAGACAAUGAAAUCAGUCACAAACCCAAAGGUACAAAGAAGAGGGGGAGGAAAAGACAGAGGGAGGGAGAGGACACGAAGGGUGAGACACCAGAGGAGGGAGGUGUGAAGAAACGGCGAAGGAACGGCAAGAAGAAAGAGGAGAGCUCUGACGUGAACCCCAGCCCAGCUCAAGAAGGAGGGAAGAAAAGGAGACGCAAGAAGAAGGGUGAUGAAGAUGAAGAGGCAGAAGAAAAGAAAGAAACCAAGGAACCAAAAAAGGUUCCCCAGGAGAACUUGUUUGGAGAAAUAGAGGAAGAAUUUGGAGCCAGGAGAAUGUAUCACUCUCAGCCAGUCAAAGCCAAAACUGCAAAAGGAGCAGAGGGUAACUUUGUGAAGAUCAACCUGAAGAAGAAAUCUCAUGUCAAAGGAUACGCACUCAGGGGUCUUGGUCUACGCAAACAGUUGUACAUGCAGAAGUUCCAGCUGAAAGGUGAACGUUUUGGUGGAGGUGGUGGAUUUUUCGGCAGAGGAACGAGGGGUGGAUUCAGAGGGGGGUUCAGAGGGGGGUCCAAUCGCCAGGGUGACACCUGCUACAAGUGUGGAGGGACUGGACACUGGGCCAUGGAGUGCAAGGGACGAGCACCUCCUCCUCCUGUUAACGAGGACCCGCCUGCUGAAGAGGAGCCAUUUGAACUGCCCACCCUGGAGGAGGUUGCCAGGGCAACGGGGACGUUGCAGCAGUCACUGGUGGCAUCUCCAAGUGACAAAGAGGGUCAGCCAUAUCAAGAAAAGGAGGUGGGAGGUAACACCACAGACGAGAUGUUGCUGAAUGUGAUUCGCCCUGACUAUGAGCGUCCUGCUCCGCCACCACCAAUGGAACCACUUUAUCAUCUCAAAGAUGAUGGGAAAGUCCAGGAAACACCUGCUGAGGUGUAUGCUGCUCUCAGAGACCUUGGCUAUCAGUCAUUUAGACCAGGACAAGAGGAAGCCAUCAUGAGGAUCCUGUCGGGUCUUUCUACCCUCGUGGUGUUGUCAACAGGGAUGGGUAAAUCACUGUGUUAUCAGCUCCCAGCCUACCUGUAUGCACAGCGCUCCAAAUCCAUCACCUUGGUCAUUUCACCACUCGUCUCCCUCAUGGAUGACCAGCUGUCUGGCCUGCCAGCCCAUCUGAAGGCAGCCUGUAUCCACUCCAACAUGACAAAGAAGCAGAGAGAAGCUGCGAUAGAAAAGGUGAAGUCUGGUGAGGUCUGUGUGUUGCUCCUCUCUCCAGAGGCUCUGGUUGGUGGAGGUGGUUCAGGUUCGGGGUGUCUGCCCUCUGCUCAGGAGCUGCCACCUGUGGCCUUCGCCUGUAUAGACGAAGCUCAUUGUGUCUCAGAGUGGUCUCACAACUUCAGACCGUGCUACCUCAGACUCUGUAAGGUACUAAGGGAGCGUUUAGGAGUGCAGUGCUUGCUGGGGCUCACGGCCACAGCCACACUGUCCACUGCUCUGGACAUCGCACGACAUCUGGACAUCACAGAUCAAGACGGCAUCGCAGUCCGAUCUGCGGCAGUUCCUUCUAACCUGUAUCUGUCUGUGUCCACGGAUAGAGAAAAGGAUCAGGCUUUAGUCACCUUGCUGAAAGGUGAUCGCUUUGGUUGUCUGGACUCCGUCAUCGUCUACUGCACCAGAAGAGAGGAGACAACUCGUGUGGCGGCGCUGCUCAGGACCUGCCUGCAGGGGGUGCUGUUGAAAGAAAACAAACAAACCAGCAGUCAGGCACAACACAACCCUGCAGGACAGAGAAAGAAAGAUCUGGCAAGGAAGAAGAUCCGUAAACCUCUGAAGUGGCAGGCAGAGUCGUACCACGCCGGCUUGUCAGCAUCAGAGCGCCGCCGCGUCCAGAACAACUUCAUGUGCGGGGAGCUCAGGAUCGUGGUGGCCACUGUGGCGUUUGGCAUGGGCCUCGAUAAAUCUGACGUCCGAGGAAUCAUUCACUACAACAUGCCCAAGAGCUUUGAGAGCUAUGUUCAGGAGAUCGGGAGAGCGGGAAGAGACGGAGAACCAGCACACUGUCACCUCUUCCUGGACCCUGAGGGUGGGGACCUCCAUGAACUCCGUCGUCAUAUCUAUGCAGACACUGUGGACUACUACACAGUAAAGAAACUGGUCCAGAAAGUUUUCCCUUCAUGCAAAUGUAAACAGAUCCACCAGAAACAACAUGAACUUGUCAAGGACAUUGAAGACUCUGAGCUGCUGGAAAUAAUGGACGUGUGUGAUCAGGAAGGCAGCCUGGACCCCCCCACUCAGCAGGACAUAGCCACAGACAUACCAGCACCGUCUACUGCACAGGAGACGUCACAUCCCGAUGCAGCGGAGCAACCGCUCCAAAAAGAUAGAGCUGAAAGGAAGGAGGACGAGGUGGAGGAGGAGAAGGAGCAGACUGUUGAACACAAUGAAGCUGAUGGUUCGAUGAAGGACAAGGAUGUGGCCGGGGAUUGGUUGAGGGACCAGGAAGAGGAGAGCAGUGACUGGCCCAGAGAGAGAGUGUGUCACACUCAUGAGAGAGCGAUUCCCAUCCAAGAAACUGUGGAGGCUCUGGACAUCACAGAGGAAGGUGUAGAAACGUUGCUCUGCUAUCUGGAGCUGCAUCCCCAACGCUUUGUUGAACUUCUCCACCCCACGGUGUCCAGGUGUAAAAUCAGCUGCUACGAUGGACCGAGGCAGCUCCAGAAAAUCACUAAAAUUUGCCCUCCAGUUGCCGUGGUGUUGGCCAGAAGACGGAUGGCAGGCGAGCGAGUGGAGAAUUGUGAUGACGUGGAGUUUGAUGUCGUGGAGGUUGCGGACAUGAUGGGAUGGCAGCUUCCUCUGGUGAAGAGAGGCCUCAGACAGCUGCAGUGGAGUAGUGCUGGCGGACGUAGCGGCAUCCACGUUGAAUUCUCCUCCAUAUCCUUCUACUUCCGUUCCUAUGGCGACCUCAGUGACGAGGAGAUGGACAGAGUUUGUCAGUUCCUCCAUAAUCGAGUGCAGAACCAAGAGCGAACUCAGCUCUACCAGCUGACUGCCUCCUUCAAGGCUUUUAAAAGUGUCGCGUACCACAGCGUGUCGUCCUGUGUCGACGAUUUGGACGAGAGUCGCAGCCUCCAGCUGAAGAGCCUUCUCUCUGAAUACUUCGACAAGAGGCGAGACCGAAGCCAGACACUCGCACCACUGGACAUCGAGGAGCUCGACAAAUAUAAGUUGUUAGACUGGGAGAAUCAGAUCAGAGCCGACAUCAGAGGUUUUCUCAGCAACCGAAGUGAUGAGAAGUUCUCUGGAAGAGCUGUUGCCAGAAUCUUGCACGGCAUCGCCAGUCCUUGUUAUCCUGCUCAAACCUAUGGCAGGGACAGACGCUACUGGAGGAAGUACAUCCAGUUUGACUUCAACCAGCUCAUCAGACUGGCUACUCAGGAGAUCAUUCGCUUUAAAUGACAGAUCAAAUACACACACACACACACACACACACACACACACACACACACAUGCACACGCACAGGUCAGCACACAGGUCCAUUCACUCAUGAUGAAUUAUUUA